This is a messenger RNA of Parastagonospora nodorum SN15, 2769 nucleotides long. RefSeq lists its product as hypothetical. Gene Ontology annotation, molecular function: mannosyl-oligosaccharide 1,2-alpha-mannosidase activity; calcium ion binding. Gene Ontology annotation, cellular component: Golgi membrane; endoplasmic reticulum. The transcript has 2 exons. Gene Ontology annotation, biological process: N-glycan processing; carbohydrate metabolic process. The record is from RefSeq and is a predicted model, not a curated record. Bases 1 to 2769 code for a protein of 922 amino acids. Lineage: Eukaryota; Fungi; Ascomycota; Dothideomycetes; Pleosporales; Phaeosphaeriaceae.
AUGUUUCGAUACCGGAGAUAUCGUGUUUUCUUGGUGUUUGCCGUUGUUGCGCUGUUUGCGCUGUACAAGUUUGGAGCAUCUGGGACGACAUGGCGCGACGCUGCAUCGACUGCAGCGGAACUAAAGAAUGAGGCCGAGGAUGCUCUAGGAUUCGGGUUCAAGCCACGCCCUCCCAUAGCACACGACACGAAGAAGCUGGAACUGGAUAUUCCGGUCGCAAGCAGAACGCAAGCGCUGCAGACGCCGCCGCCCGCGAAGACGAUUCCAUCGCUGUCGCCCUCGAGUCCUGUCGUGACAGAGAAGCCGCAGCCACAGAAGCCCGCGAUCCCGCCCCCUCUGCAACCCAAACCACACGGCAACCCUGCGCCGCUCGACGACGCCUCCACCAGCAUUGAACCCAUUCACUGGUCUAAGUUGCCCGAGAAGUUCCCUGUCCCCACGCAGUCCAUCAUCAAGCUGCCCACGGGCAAACCUCGCGACAUACCCAAGAUACAGCACAAGUUCAAGCCCGAAGAUGCGGCAGCAAAGACAGACCGAUUAGCAAAGCUGGAUAGAAUCCGCGCUGUCUUCCAAAAGUCGUGGAGCGGAUACAAAGAGUUCGCCUGGUUGCACGAUGAGCUGAAACCGCACUCGGGCACUUUUAGGGAUCCUUUUGCUGGCUGGGGCGCAACGCUGGUCGAUGCCCUGGACACGCUGUGGGUCAUGGGCAUGAAGGACGAGUUCAGCGCCGCGGCCCAGGCCGUGGACCAGAUCGACUUCACCACGACACCCCGCGCCGACAUCCCCCUCUUCGAGACCACUAUCCGCUAUCUAGGAGGUCUGCUUGCGGCUUACGAUCUAAGCGGCAAGAAGCACAAGAACUUGCUGGCCAAGGCAACUGAGCUGGCCGACAUCCUACUAAGUGCCUUUGACACCCCAAAUCGCAUGCCAGAGACGUACUACUACUGGAGGCCACAGUUCGCUUCGCAAAAUCACCGUGCUAGCGUACGUGUGGUACUGGCAGAGAUUGGAUCCAUGUCCAUGGAAUUCACCCGCCUCGCCCAGCUCACCGGUGACCACAAAUACUAUGAUGCGAUAGCGCGCAUCACGGACAACCUCGAAGAGUUCCAGAACAAUACGAGACUGACUGGCAUGUGGCCCACGUACCUGGAUGCCUCGGGGUGUGGGAAGGUACAUGCAGAUCCACUAGCCCAAGCACGGCUCAAUGAUCAUAAUACUCCGCUUCAACCAUCCACUGUUCCGGCACCCACGCAGGGCAAGAAGGAAAUUCCUCUCCAGUUGCCAGAUCCUGUAGUCCUCGCACCCAAUGGCGUGAAUCCGACUUACGUAGCAUCCCCGGAGGAAGACACCAUCGCGCUAGGUAACGCUGGCAAGGGCACAAUCCGCAAUUGGGAUGGCAAGCCUCUGGAGAGGCGGCAACUUGACGUCGAAGUCGAGGACCCUCCGAUGGUCCAAGCAGGUUCCCAGGAUGAUUCGCUACCCGACGUAGCCCCGGCUGAAACUGCGUUACCUACACUACCCGUGUGUGUAGAACAGGGUUUCGUAUCAUCAUCUGAGUUUGGCCGUGAGGAGUAUACCCUCGGGGGUUUGUCUGACUCAACCUACGAGUAUCUACCUAAACAGUACUUGCUCUUGGGAGGUCAAGUUGAGAAAUAUCAGACCAUGUACGAACAGUCCAUGGACGUGGUGAAGGAGCACUUGAUCUUCAGACCAAUGUUGCCGAAAGAGGAUGACGUUCUGUUCUGUGGCAAGCUGAAUGUGCCAUCGCGCGUGAAGGACUUGGUCCCUGGCGAUUUGACUGGCGAAUAUGCCCAUCUUACAUGCUUUGCUGGCGGCAUGUUCGGCAUGGGUGCUAAGCUAUUCAAUCGACCAAACGAUCUUGAGAUUGCGAAGAAGCUGACCGAAGGCUGCGUCUGGGCCUAUGACAUGACUCAAACUGGUAUCAUGCCAGAGUCAUUUGAAGCGAUACCCUGCGAGAAUGCACAAGAGUGUGCUUGGAACGAAACACUGUAUUUCGAAACAAUCGACCCAAAUGCGGAUCUCCGCCACGAAGCCUACAAGGGGCAAAUGCAAAUUUUUCACUCUCAGGUGGCGUCCGCAUCGUCUUGGUAUGAGGAACAGCUUGCUGCCAUGACCGCGCCUGCGAAGGUGGUAGAUCCCUCAUAUCCAGUUUUGGCAACGCCAACGCCCAUAUAUGCGGAUACCUUGGACAAGCGCCAACUGGCUCAUUUGGUAGAUGAUGCGGAGACAAUAGUAGGUGGAGCUGAAGAGCCCCAGCACCUGCCAACGAAGGUCCAACCUCUGCAAGAUGACGGGGAAGCCAACCUCGAGCAAAGUCAAACACUACCUGCAUUUCCCUAUAUCUACACACCCAGUCCACCGUUAAACCAUAAGGACUAUGUACAGAACCGAAUCAAAGACGAGCGUCUUCCACCAGGCGUCACAAGGAUCGGAGCGCGGAACUACAUUCUACGCCCGGAAGCCAUUGAAUCUGUAUGGUACAUGUACCGCAUCACGGGCGACAACCACUGGCGCGAAGUCGGCUGGCGCAUGUUUCUCGCCGUGGACAAGCACACCUCGACUAAGUACGGCAAUUCCGCCAUUGAUGAUGUCACACAGUUGUCCCCGAGCCUCAAUGACGAAAUGGAGAGCUUCUGGCUCGCGGAGACGUUGAAGUAUUUCUACUUGCUUUUUGAGACAGAGGACGUACUAAGCUUGGACGACUGGGUAUUGAAUACUGAGGCCCACCCUUUUCGCAGGCCUACGUAA